Molecule: messenger RNA, 2267 nt
Organism: Dipodomys spectabilis (banner-tailed kangaroo rat)
Lineage: Eukaryota; Metazoa; Chordata; Mammalia; Rodentia; Heteromyidae
Gene: Tmem25
Product: transmembrane protein 25
Exons: 8
Coding region: 106-1203 (365 amino acids)
Biological process (GO): negative regulation of excitatory postsynaptic potential
Source: RefSeq, a predicted model, not a curated record
CUACAUCCCCGACUCCCGGGAGGGUUGCGAGGCCCGCCCACUCUCCCCGGGCGGCCCCCGGGGCCUGCUCGCCGCAGCCUGGACCCCAGGCCCUGGCCAGCCACCAUGCGGCCGCCUGCGGGCCCAGCCACGCUCCCGCGCGCACUGCUGCUCCUGCCAGUCCUUCUGGGCUCAGGUUGGGGGGAAUUGGCACCCCAAAUUGAUGGUCAGACCUGGGCAGAGCGGGCACUUCGGGAGAAUGAACGCCAUGCCUUCACCUGCCGGGUGGCAGGAGGUCCUGGCACGCCUCGAUUGGCCUGGUACCUGGACGGACGGCUCCAGGAAGCCACCACCUCAAGACUUCUCAGUGUGGGUGGGGAGGCCUUCUCCGGAGGUACCAGCACCUUUACUGUCACUGCUCAGCGGGCCCAGCAUGAGCUCAACUGCUCCCUGCAGGACCCAGGCCGUGGCCGGUCAGCUAAUGCCUCCGUCAUCCUCAAUGUGCAGUUUAAGCCGGAGAUUGCCCAGGUUGGAGCCAAGUAUCAGGAGGCUCAGGACCCAGGCCUCCUGGUUGUCUUGUUUGCUUUGGUGCGUGCCAACCCACCUGCCAAUGUCACCUGGAUUGACCAAGAUGGACCAGUGACUGUCAACACCUCUGACUUCCUGGUGCUGGAUGCUCAGAACUACCCCUGGCUCACCAACCACACUGUGCAGCUGCAGCUCCGCAGCCUGCCACACAACCUCUCGGUGGUGGCCACCAAUGACGUGGGUGUCACGAGCGCCUCGCUUCCAGCUCCAGGACUCUGGGCCGCCCGGGUGGAGGUGCCACUGCUGGGCAUCGUUGUGGCCGGAGGGCUUGCCCUGGGCACCCUCGUGGGCUUCAGCACCUUGGUGGCCUGCCUGGUCUGCAGGAAAGAAAAGAAAAUCAAAGGUCCUUCCCGGCGCCCAUCUCUGAUCUCUAGUGACUCCAACAACCUGAAACUCAACAAUGUGCGCCUACCGCGGGAGAAUAUGUCCCUCCCGUCCAACCUUCAGCUCAACGACCUCACUGCCGAUCCCCGAGGGAAACCAGUAGAACAACCAAUGGCUCGGAACAGCAGCCGGCCAGAGCUUCUGGAAGCUGAGACUGGGGGCCUUCUCACCAGCCGAGGCUUCAUCCGCCUGCCCAUGCUGGGCUACAUCUACCGAGUGUCCAGCGUGAGCAGCGAUGAGAUCUGGCUGUGAGCUGCGUGGGGGAGAGGGGAGCGCUGCCCCUGGGCACCCCCAGCCACCCCCUGCCCCGCUGGGUUGCCAGCACGAAGAGGCCCGUGCUGCUGCUGCCUGCUGGCACUCCCGCAAGGAGUCCCCCGGGAGCUGUGUGUGACAUUGCAGUUGCGCUGGGAUCAGAUGCACGAGGCAGGACUGCCAACCAGAACUCGGUCCUUUGCGCUUCCUGGUGCCUAGGCCCAGGCAGUGGACGCUGGCCAGGUGAGUUUCGGUGUCACCUGUAUGGUGUAGGCUGCUAGGUGCCCACACGGACUCCUCGGCACCUGUGCAGGAGGCCCGGAGGCUGCCUGCCGGCUUGAGGGACAAAGAGGGCCCUGCAUGUCCUUCCGACACUAUGUAGCUUUGUUCCCUCAGGGAGAAUGUAGUCCCCUACGAGCUGCACAGGAACAGCCUAGGCCCUGGGGCCAUUGGCAAGCACAAAGAGCCCCUUUUGCUGCACACCUCUGCCCUUUCCCACCUGGGCCCCACCUCCUCUUGGGCACUGUAGUCUACGCCCUGGGCCUCCUCCUGGUUGGGCUCUGGAAGCCCCCUUGGCCCUGCACCCAUGGUGUUGGGGAGGGAGAGAGGUGACUAGUUUGGUGGCAUCCAGGGUAGCAUGAAGCUAUGCAUCGUUUUUUCCUGUUAGCACUUUAAGCACAUCCCCUAGGGGACGGGGUGCGAGGGCCUGGAGCCCCGUUGGCUUCCCCAAGUUUCCUGUGAUUCACUGUGUCGCGAGUUCUCAGGAUUGAUGGUUUCCCUCUCAGCAUGUCUCCCUCCCACGGACCCCAGCCCCACAUCAGCCGGAAGCCCCCGUCCUGCACCAUCGUGUUCUUUAGGGGUUGGUUGUAAGCAGGGACAGAGGGACAUGGAGAAAAAGGGAGACCAGAUACCCCCAAAUGACCUCAGAAUGCUUUAAGAAGCAACAUGGAAGUGCUUGAAUAACAGAGUGCAGAGUAUAUUUUUCCCUUGUUGCUCUCUUGUUUUGUAAUUGUUCUCACAUUAUUGCCCAGGACAGUGCUGAGCACAGUAAACUCAAACAUGAA